Molecule: messenger RNA, 1350 nt
Organism: Acanthosepion pharaonis
Lineage: Eukaryota; Metazoa; Mollusca; Cephalopoda; Sepiida; Sepiidae
Source: the annotation of a GenBank genome assembly
AUGAUUUUUUUCCUUUCUUUUCAUCUUCUUCAUUCAUUGUUUAGUUCUUUCUUUCUUUUUUUCUUUCUUUUCUUUUUUUUCUUUCUUUCCUUCUUUUUUUUAUUUCUUUCUUUUUUUCAUUUCAUUUCUUUCGGCUUUAUUUCAUUCUUUCUUUCUUUCAUCCUUAUUUUCUUUGCUUUUCAUUUUUAUUUCCUUUCUUUCUUUCUUUCUUUCUUUCAUUCCUUCUUUUUUUUUUCUUCUUUUUUUUUGCUUUUCUUCUUCUUUAUUUCUCUAGUGUUGUCCUUCCUUCCUUCCUUGCUUGGUAGCAUUCUUUCUUUCUUUCUUUCUUUUUUUUCUUUCUUUUCUUUCCUUCUUUUUUGGUUUGCUUCCUUUCUUUUCUUCUUUCUUUCUUUCAUUUUUUCUGUGCCUUUCUUCAUUUUUUUUUCUUUUUUUCUUUUCUUUCUUUUAAUCUUUCCUUCAUCUUCUUUCCUUCUUUCUUUCUUUGCUUCAUUUCCAUUCUUUUUUUUUUCUUUCUUUCUUUUAUUUCUUUCUUUUUUUCUUUCUUUCUUUUUUCUUCUCUCAUUUUUUUUUCCCUUUCUUUUUUCUUUUUUUUCUUUCUUUCUUUCUUUCUUUUUCUUCUUCUCUCCAUCCUUUUCAUUUUUUCUUUCUUUUUAUUUUUUUUCUUUCUUUUUUCUUUCUUUUUUUUCUUUCUUUUCUCUCCAUCCUUUCCUUUUUCUUCUUUUCUUUUCUUUUCUUUCUUUUUCAUUCUUUCUUUCUUUCUUUCUUUUCUUUCUUUCUUCUCCAUCCUUUUCUUUUCCUUUCUUUCUUUCUUUCUUUUCUUUCUUUCUUUUCUUUAUUUCCUUUCUUUUCAUUUUCCCUUCUUUCUUUCUUUCUUUUCUUUCUUUCUUUUCUCUCUCCAUCCUUUCAUUUCUUCCUUCUUUCUUUUCUUUUACUUUCUUUUUUCUUUCAUUUCUUUCUUUUCUUUCUUCUCUUCAUCCUUUCAUUUUUCCUUCUUUCUUUUCUUUCUUUUCUUUCUUUUUCUUUCUUUUUCCAUCCUUUCAUUUUUUCUUCUUUCUUUCUUUCUUUCUUUUCUUUUCUUUCUUUCUUUUCAUUUUCCUUUUUUUCUUUCUUUCUUUCUUUCUUUCUUUCUUUCUUUCUUUCUUUCUUUCUUUCUUUCUUUUCUUUCUUUAUCCUUUAAUUUUUUCUUUCUUUCUUUCUUUCUUUCUUUCUUUCUUUCUUUCUUUCUUUUCCUUCUCUCCAUCCUUUCUUUUCCCUUCUUUCUUUCCUUUAUUUCUUUCUUUCUUUCUUUCUUUUCUUCCUUUUUUUUUUUUCUUUCUUUUCUUCUUUCUUUCUUUAAUUUUUCUUCUUUAG